Aspergillus caelatus is the source of this 1577-nucleotide messenger RNA. Its product is annotated as FAD-dependent oxidoreductase. The transcript has 4 exons. Bases 64 to 1419 code for a protein of 451 amino acids. Gene Ontology annotation, molecular function: FAD binding. The record is from RefSeq and is a predicted model, not a curated record. Lineage: Eukaryota; Fungi; Ascomycota; Eurotiomycetes; Eurotiales; Aspergillaceae.
CGCGUCUAUUUUUGACCUGGACAAUUGCCUCUGGCUGCUCAACUGAUCUCGCUGAAAAAAACAAUGCCACCCUUCCGAGUGUUGAUCGCCGGGGGCAGCAUCACCGGGUUGUCCUUGGCGCUUAUGCUAGAGAAAAAUAACAUCGACUUUCUGGUACUCGAGGCAUAUCUCGACAUUGCGCCUCAGGUUGGUGCUUCAUUGGCCUUACAGCCUAUUGGACUCCGGAUUCUCGACCAGCUUGGCUUCUGUGAUGAACUUUUGGAACAUGCGCAGGGCCACACAGUACAGGAAAGUAUUUACCGAAGCCCAAACGGCGAGAAGAUGUGGGAGGCCAGCAAGCUUAGUGACGAGAUGAGCAAACGACACGGGUAUCCGAUAGCAUUUCUGGACCGACAAACGGUGCUUCAAACGCUAUACGACAAAGUUCAGGAUAAAAGCAAGGUCCUGACGGGAAAGAGGGUACAGACUAUAGACAAUUCUCACCCGUCCAUGGUAAACGUAAUUACGACAGACGGAUCAAUAUACAAUGGUGACAUUGUCGUCGGUGCUGACGGUAUUCAUUCAGCUGUUCGCCAGGAGAUGGCACGUUUAGACGUAGAUACGGGUCGAGAUUACUUAGAGGAAGAAUCAAUCUCUGCAACCUACUCCUGUGUCUUUGGGAUUUCACACCGCACUCCCGGGAUUGAUCCUUGCACCCUUCAGGACGUAUUCAACGAGAAAUUCUCUUAUCUUAUUGCUGACGGGCCCGGCGACCGUACCUAUUUCUUCCUGUUCGAGCACUUGGGUAAGGUGCGAUUUGGCCAGGAAAUCCCUCGACUCACAGAUGCAGACAGGGAUGAAAUUGUCAGCAGACACCUUGAUGAUCUGAUCACCUCAGAUGUCAAAUUUGGUGACAUUUAUGCACGUAGAAUUAGGUCCGGGGUUACUCCACUGCAGGAGCAUGUAUACAAACACUGGCAUUAUGGAAGAAUAAUUGCGCUUGGGGAUGCAAGCCAUAAGUUUCAUCCAUUAACAGGGCAGGGGGCGAACUGCUGCAUAGAAACAGCAGCAUGCCUCACCAAUGGCCUUGUGAGGCUACUACGCUCUACACCUCCUGAUAAACAGGUCCCAGAUGGGGAGCUAUCUGAUAUGUUCGAAACAGUUCAGCGGACACGCCAGCCGAGGGUUCGUCAGCUCAUCGAGAUAGCCCACAAGCGUCAGAAGCUCGAGGCUAUGGACACACCCGAGCUAAAGUCGUAUGUUGCUACGAGGAUACCAAGACUCCCAACAAAGGUUGUGUAUAACGAAUGGUUAAAGACCAUUCCACAGGCAGUGUCUCUGGAUAUGCUUCCGUUACCAACAAGGCCACACAGAGUCCCCUAUCAUGAUGAGCUAGAGACCCAGGAGACCAAGCAUGCCCGCGAGGGAUCGAAAUUAUAAUGAGAAGUGUGUCUCGCGUCUAUGUGGGCUUGUAUAAAGAUGACCUUUCAAAGGCUAAAGAAGCCGUUCGCGAUACCGAUCGGUCCUAUAGACGUUUGUUAUGCUGGCAGACACGAGGAAAUUUCUUCUAGACCGUAUCUUUUGAAUUAAAUAUAUAG